AUGGAUGGCGGCGCAAAGCAGGAUGAGAUGGCGCGGCGGCUCAAGGCACAGGUCAAGCAGGGUAAGGAGCGACACUACGUCCAGGUUCUCAACAUUGGAGGUGCAGCCAAUGCGGCGAGUACAGACAGAUACAACGAGCGCGAUGACCCCCCGGUUUGGAAGUUUGAAGGAAUCCCUGCUAUCGAUGCCUUUCAGGGACUGGACGUGAACUUUACCAUGAUCUACAUGGAUCAGGCUUUCCCCUUCAUCUUCCCUUUCUACGCUCCUUCGAUGAUACAAGGCGGACGAGCGUGGGUGUUGGACAUCCUAAGGCAUAACAAGACAAUGUUCCACGCAGCAAUGAGCCUCAGCACGUAUUUCUUCACCCUCGUCUUGUCAAGCGAAAACAUGAGCGAGUACCAACUUGAAGGAUAUGCAGGUGAUGCCAUCAAGAACUUGCAGACGGAGGUUCUGGCAAUGAAUCGGCUGGAAUCCAUAUCGUUGAUGCAGAGGGCCCGUGCCAUGCAGAGUAUCGCGCAACAGAUGUUUCUCGAAAUGGCCAUGGCAAAGACGAACGAAUCGAGCAUGCAUUUGGCCGCUGCAAUAUCUAUAUUCGAGGAUAUUCUUGAAGCCAAUAAGGUCAACGACAGAGUCGACAUGAUGAAGAUCAUGGCCCAGCUAGAGAAACAAACAUGGGCACCUCUCACAAACCAGCGCCCCGUCUGGAACACAGAACAAGCUGCCCUCCGCUUUUACUUUGCCACGUUACUCUGGGCGGAUGUCGUGUCCUCUACUUCUCUACAGACAAUGCCUCGACUACGGAAAUACUACCCUGAUCUGCUACCUCAAGAUUACGGAGGUACGGCGACAGAUGGUCUGUUACGUAUGGAGGAAUAUGUAGGCUGUGAGAGCUGGGCGCUUAUUGCUAUCGCUGACACGGCAGCACUCGAUAUUUGGAGACAGGAGGAACAGAGAAAUGACACGUUGAAUGAUGAUGCCCUCAUAAACCGGAAGGAGCAUAUAGAGAGUGUACUUCGAGACGGCUUAAGAAGACUUGAUGAGCGACGCAGCACUCAGGAGACACAGCCUCAGCGCAUCAUUCAGAGAUUUCAUCUAUCCAGCGAUCCAAGACAUCUCAGAAAGCAAGAUGCAGCAACUCGUAUCUGGGCCCACGCCGCCCGAAUAUACCUCUCCAUAGCGACGCUCGGGUGGCAACCAGACAACCCAAGUGUCCGCGAGGGUGCAAGUGCGGUUCUCCGUCUGCUCCAAGAGCUUGAUGACCCUGCGAUUCUACGCAGCGCUGUGUGGCCGUUUUGCGUAGCUGGGUGCGUCGCUACUGUAAGCCAGGAGAAAGGAUUCAGGGAUCUGGUAGCGGCAUCUGGGUCACUGCGGUGUUUCGGAAGGGUAGGAGAUGCGCUGGGGAUUAUGGAGUGUGUUUGGAGAAGAAGGGGAGAACUUGGUGUAGAGUGGGACAUGGCAGCGUGCUUUGAGAUAAUGGGCGCUCCUGUGUUGUUACUAUAAGACCUUCUUGUCGAAGAUAAAUCUGUAAUGGAAUGAUGAGGAAGUUUAACUACUAAUAAAUUCCUAAGGC
Fusarium verticillioides 7600 is the source of this 1570-nucleotide messenger RNA. RefSeq lists its product as hypothetical. Gene Ontology annotation, biological process: positive regulation of transcription by RNA polymerase II. Gene Ontology annotation, cellular component: nucleus. Gene Ontology annotation, molecular function: DNA-binding transcription factor activity; transcription cis-regulatory region binding. Lineage: Eukaryota; Fungi; Ascomycota; Sordariomycetes; Hypocreales; Nectriaceae. The coding region runs from base 1 to 1500 and encodes 499 amino acids. The record is from RefSeq and is a predicted model, not a curated record. The transcript has 2 exons.